UGUGGAAGGUCUGGCGCACCUGAUGAUGGGAGACCAAGGUAAAAGUAAAGGAAAAGAAGAAUAUAUUGCCACUUUCAAGGGAUCUGAAUACUUCUGCUACGACUUGUCUCAAAACCCCAUUCAAAGCAGCAGCGAUGAAAUAACUCUGUCCUUUAAAACCCUUCAGAGGAAUGGACUGAUGCUUCACACCGGAAAAUCAGCUGAUUAUGUCAAUCUUGCCCUGAAAAAUGGAGCUGUCUCUCUGGUCAUUAAUUUGGGAUCAGGGGCCUUUGAAGCGCUAGUGGAGCCCGUGAAUGGAAAGUUUAAUGAUAAUGCCUGGCAUGAUGUGAAAGUCACCAGGAAUCUGCGUCAGCACUCAGGCAUUGGACACGCUAUGGUAAACAAACUACAUUGUUCGGUGACAAUAUCAGUGGAUGGGAUUCUUACCACAACGGGCUACACACAAGAAGAUUAUACCAUGCUGGGGUCUGAUGACUUUUUCUAUGUUGGAGGCAGUCCCAGCACAGCAGACCUCCCUGGGUCCCCAGUCAGUAACAACUUCAUGGGCUGUCUCAAAGAGGUGGUGUAUAAAAAUAACGACGUAAGGCUGGAAUUAUCGAGACUUGCCAAGCAAGGUGACCCUAAAAUGAAGAUCCACGGCGUGGUGGCUUUUAAAUGUGAAAACGUUGCCACAUUAGACCCAAUCACCUUUGAAACCCCAGAGUCUUUCAUCUCUUUGCCCAAAUGGAACGCGAAGAAAACAGGCUCCAUAUCAUUCGACUUCCGUACAACAGAGCCCAAUGGCCUGAUCUUAUUUAGCCAUGGCAAGCCAAGACAUCAGAAGGAUGCGAAGCAUCCGCAGAUGAUAAAGGUGGACUUCUUCGCGAUUGAGAUGCUGGACGGCCACCUGUACCUCCUCCUGGACAUGGGGUCAGGUACCAUAAAGAUAAAAGCCCUGCAGAAGAAAGUGAAUGACGGGGAGUGGUAUCACGUGGACUUCCAGAGAGAUGGACGGUCAGGUACCAUUUCUGUCAACACACUGCGAACGCCCUAUACUGCCCCCGGUGAGAGCGAGAUUCUGGAUCUGGACGAUGAGCUGUACCUAGGAGGCCUGCCAGAAAAUAAGGCUGGCCUUGUCUUCCCCACGGAGGUGUGGACCGCUCUGCUCAACUACGGCUACGUGGGCUGCAUCCGGGAUCUAUUCAUUGAUGGCCAGAGCAAAGACAUCCGGCAAAUGGCUGAGGUUCAAAGCACUGCUGGAGUGAAGCCCUCCUGCUCCAGGGAGACCGCAAAACCGUGCCUUAGCAAUCCUUGCAAAAAUAAUGGCAUGUGCAGGGAUGGGUGGAACAGAUAUGUCUGUGAUUGUUCUGGAACAGGCUACCUUGGCAGGUCCUGUGAGAGAGAGGCGACGGUUUUGAGCUAUGAUGGGAGCAUGUUUAUGAAAAUCCAGCUCCCGGUGGUGAUGCACACCGAGGCUGAGGAUGUGUCCUUGCGCUUCCGAUCCCAGCGCGCCUACGGCAUUCUGAUGGCCACCACGUCCAGAGAUUCUGCGGACACCCUCCGGCUGGAGCUGGACGCGGGCCGCGUGAAACUGACGGUCAACCUAGAUUGUAUCAGGAUUAACUGUAAUUCCAGCAAAGGUCCCGAGACCCUUUUUGCUGGCUAUAACCUCAAUGAUAACGAGUGGCACACCGUGCGUGUGGUCCGUCGGGGAAAGAGCUUAAAGUUAACGGUGGACGACCAGCAGGCCAUGACAGGCCAGAUGGCGGGUGACCACACAAGGCUGGAGUUCCAUAACAUAGAGACGGGCAUCAUCACGGAGCGCCGGUACCUGUCCUCGGUGCCCUCCAACUUCAUCGGGCACCUACAGAGCCUGACGUUUAACGGAAUGGCGUACAUCGACCUGUGCAAAAACGGUGACAUAGAUUACUGUGAGCUCAAUGCCAGGUUCGGCUUCAGGAACAUCAUAGCAGACCCCGUCACCUUCAAGACCAAAUCCAGCUAUGUUGCCUUAGCUACGCUGCAAGCCUACACUUCUAUGCAUCUUUUCUUCCAGUUCAAGACCACAUCUUUAGAUGGCCUAAUUCUCUAUAAUAGCGGGGACGGAAAUGACUUCAUUGUGGUGGAACUGGUGAAAGGAUACUUACACUACGUGUUUGAUUUGGGAAACGGUGCUAACCUCAUCAAAGGGAGCUCAAACAAACCUCUCAACGACAAUCAGUGGCACAAUGUGAUGAUAUCAAGGGACACCAGCAAUCUCCACACUGUAAAAAUUGACACAAAAAUCACGACGCAGAUCACUGCUGGAGCCAGGAACUUAGACCUCAAGAGUGACUUGUACAUAGGAGGAGUGGCUAAAGAAACCUACAAAUCCUUGCCAAAGCUCGUCCAUGCCAAGGAGGGCUUUCAGGGCUGCCUGGCCUCCGUUGACCUGAAUGGACGGCUCCCGGACCUCAUCUCAGACGCUCUCUUCUGCAAUGGCCAGAUUGAGAGGGGAUGCGAAGUUGCAUUGAUGAAAGCUGACUUGCAAGGUCCCAGCACAACCUGCCAGGAGGACUCGUGCUCCAACCAGGGCGUGUGCUUGCAGCAGUGGGAUGGCUUCAGCUGCGACUGCAGCAUGACUUCCUUCAGCGGGCCGCUCUGCAAUGACCCUGGGACAACAUAUAUCUUUAGCAAAGGUGGUGGACAAAUCACAUAUAAGUGGCCUCCUAACGACCGGCCAAGUACACGAGCAGACAGACUGGCUAUAGGGUUUAGCACUGUGCAGAAGGAGGCUGUUUUGGUGCGCGUGGACAGUUCUUCAGGCUUGGGUGACUACCUAGAGCUGCAUAUACACCAAGGAAAAAUUGGAGUUAAAUUUAAUGUUGGGACAGAUGACAUCGCCAUUGAAGAGUCUAAUGCAAUCAUUAAUGAUGGGAAGUACCAUGUAGUGCGUUUCACGAGGAGUGGUGGCAAUGCCACGUUACAGGUGGACAGCUGGCCGGUGAUCGAGCGCUACCCAGCAGGGAACAAUGAUAACGAGCGCCUGGCGAUUGCUAGACAGCGAAUUCCAUAUCGACUUGGUCGAGUAGUUGAUGAAUGGCUACUCGACAAAGGGCGUCAGCUCACAAUCUUCAAUAGCCAAGCAACCAUAAUAAUUGGCGGGAAAGAGCAGGGCCAGCCCUUCCAGGGCCAGCUCUCUGGGCUUUACUACAAUGGCUUGAAAGUUCUGAAUAUGGCAGCUGAGAACGAUGCGAACAUCGCCAUAGUGGGAAAUGUGAGACUAGUUGGUGAAGUGCCUUCCUCCAUGACGACGGAGUCGACAGCCACGGCCAUGCAGUCAGAGAUGUCCACCUCAAUCAUGGAGACCACCACGACCCUGGCCACAAGCACCGCAAGGAGAGGAAGGCCCCCCACGAAAGAGCCCGUCAGCCAGACCACAGAUGACAUCCUCGUGGCUUCUGCAGAGUGUCCAAGCGAUGACGAGGACAUCGACCCCUGUGAGCCAAGCUCAGGUGGGUUAGCCAACCCAACCCGAGUGGGCGGGAGGGAGCCGUACCCUGGCUCUGCAGAAGUGAUCCGGGAGUCCAGCAGCACCACGGGCAUGGUUGUCGGGAUCGUGGCCGCAGCCGCCCUGUGCAUCCUCAUCCUUCUCUACGCCAUGUACAAGUACAGGAACCGGGAUGAAGGCUCGUACCACGUGGAUGAGAGCCGAAACUACAUCAGUAACUCGGCACAGUCUAACGGGGCCGUGGUGAAGGAGAAGCAGCCCAGCAGCGCGAAGAGCGCCAACAAAAACAAGAAAAACAAGGAUAAAGAGUAUUACGUCUGAUCCCGGGAUCUGAAAAGGACACUUGUAUAGAAAUAGUCUUCAUUUUACCUGAGACAUAAUAUAAACUUAUUUACUUUCCUUUUUAUGAAGCACAUACAAAAGAAGACAGGGAAUGCAAUCAGGAGGGAAAGACUGUUUUUAAAAAAAAAAAACAAAAACAAAAACAAAGCAAAACAAGUAUCUCAUGCUCUUGUUUCUCAAAAAAUCAAACAAACAAAAAAACCAAAAAACAAAAAAAAAAAAAAGAGAGAAAAAGAAAAACACAGGGGCCAAUAAAUUCCCUAAUAUCCACAGUGUUUUCAUUUACUCUGCCUGUCUUUAUGUUGCUGGAACAUUUCUAAAAGACAGUGAUGACCGCGCGCAUUCAUAGAGCAAAGGAGUGUGACAGCAUCGAGGCACAACCCCAAAACAACACAAAACAUAACACAAAAAAGAAGCUACCUAUGAUCCUGGAUUUAGCCGAAGUGCUAGCGCUUUCCUGAGAGGUCAGUUAGUUUGAUGGCCAGAGAAGACUUGUCCUCCUGAGGGACGCAACCCGCAAACCUCUCAGAGUUUGCGGCCUGGUGCAGCUGGAGCAGUGGUUGGAACUUGCGUUUCGUACAAAGUGCUGGCUUUUUUGAAGACUUGUGUAGGAACACAUUCAAAAAGCCCCUUUCUGAUUGUGCAAGAAAAAAAAAAUGUACGGAGGCCUUAUUUUCAAAAAUGUGAAAUAUAAGGCACAUUUUCACACUAAAAUUUCCAGACAAAAAUAAGAGGGCAUAGAUGCAAUCAUUGGGAAAUUUUCAUGCACGCUUACUAUGUUAUUACAUAUGUUUAUAUAAAACCCAUCUCUGUGUGCUUUCUGGACUGUGAUAAGUGACGUUUUAUAGCCUGUUGUAUAGAAAAUGCAAAAUAUAUCUCUGCUCUUCAGCCAUUUUUGGUAAAUUCAAUGUUAUAAGUGUUGCUAAGUAUAGGGAGUUUUAUGACAUCAGAGCAACAAUUAUUUCAGUCAGAUUUUUUUUGCCACCAUUAUAAAUUGCCACAAUUACUUACUUUUUUAAAAAAAUUACAGUGUAGUGUUUAUUCUAAGAAAGAUAUGUAUGAAUGUAUAUACAGACUCAGCUAAUUUUUUUCUUACAUGUACAGCCUUCAUUCUGUUGCAGUUAAGUUUUAGUAUUUGUAUGAGAGGUGUGAAUUAGAAGGUAAAAUAUAUACAUAUAUAUCUUAUAAUCUUUUCUCCCCCAAAUACUCACAUCCCUACAUGUGUGCACCAUUUGCAAACACACACACACACACACACACACACACACCAUGAGGAAUCCAUCAGAUAUGACGGAAGACCCAAACUGCACUUGAUCUUAGCCAAAAGGCAGAGGAGUGAUUAGAAGACCUACACUGAAAAGCAGGCAGAAAGAUAGUUGUGCCAACGUAUAUGACAAAUGGGGUGAUUUGCUUCACGGAGCUCUUGCUCCCAGGAGAACUAGAGAAGAUUUUAGUCCCUAAGGAAAUGGAACCUUUUCUUAUCAAAUACAAUAUCCCUGGUAUACUUCCGUAUGAGUGUCAACCAUUUUGUGGGUAGGUUAUGGAAGUAAAGUUGGUAAUCUACACCUUAACUCUGGCUGCUGCAAUUGAAAAGUUGGUUUCCAAUAAAGUAAUAUAUAUAUAGUCUCUGACCUGAUGUGCAUGAUAAAACUUUUUGGAAAGUAACUACUUUCUCAACUAAAAAAGUAUUUUCAAUCAUUUUUGAUUCUGUAUUACUACCCAUUUAAAAACUUCUCUUUAUAUUGAUUUUUGACUAAAUUUUAACUUUUCUGGUUUAUAUCUAUAUCAUUAAAUAUAGUUUUAGCUUAACAUGCAUUAAAUAGUAAGAAAGUACAGAUUACUCACUUGUUUUUGCAUUUUGUUUUGAUGAUGUUCAUAGCAAUAAAUUAUUAGAAUGAGAAGGUAAAGCCAUGGAAGAGCAUUAUUUGGAUGGAAGGUAAAAAUUGGUCACAUUACUUGAACAUCUCCUAAAAUGAUAUUAGAUUUCAUACAAGACAAGAAUACCUUUAGAGUUAGCUUUAAUCAGCAAAGGCAAAAAAUGCAAAACAUUUUUGUGAUAUUUUAGUUAAUGGAAAAUGCCAAGAAGUGGCCUGGAUUUCAGACAUAUAGUACCUUAGACAUAUGAAUAAUUCAUAGCAAAUCACCAUUGUCUAUGAUUGCCAAGUAACUAUGUAAGAAGAACCUUAAAGGCUUUUUCAUGACCCAGAAAGUAGAUGGUGUACAACUAAAAUUUAAUAUCCAUUACUUGAGUUUCAAGUUUUCAUCUCUUUUUCAUUUGCCAGGUUAAAGAACUCACAAGUCUUUUUCCCCCACCUCUCUCAUUCCGUCUUACUCAGGGAAAGUCGGCGAAAUAAAAAGGUAAUAUAAAACCACUAAUUUACAGCUUGGGUUUAAAAAGCUGGUUUCUUUUCCAUUUGAUCUAGUGAAUUUGAGCUAGCUUCAUCUGAAAAGAUUCUAACACUAUUUAAAAAAACCAAGUAGUGAUAUAUCAGUGAAGCAUGACAUUAGGAUUGCUUUCAAUGUUUCUUUCCAACAUAAAUUUUAAGCUUUCAUGCAAUGAUAUGAUCUAAUAUUGCCAGUAAGAUAUGUCUAAUGUUAUUGGCCAACUCAAAAAUCUAGCUGUUUUUCUUUUCCUGACUGGAGAAAGAAAAGAGAGGAGAUGAGUUAGGGAGAGAAAAAGAUUAAUACAAUCUGAGACUCUUCAUACCAAAUGUAUCAGGGUUCACUCACAGUUUAAAUAAAGGAUUUCACACUACCUGGCGUAAAUUUGAUUACAUCUCUAGACUGUAACUUUUAUGAUUGAGUAUGCUUCUUUUUUAUCCAUGUAAUGUGUUGCCUUUAAAAAAAAAAACCAAAAAAAACGGACAACUACUAUAACAAUGUGUGAGGUGGCCAAUCCCUAAGGCAUCAAAGAGAGGCCACGUGAUCUUACCCUUCUAGUGCUUUGUGUGAUUGGGUAUCUAAGGGGUUUGUUUUGUUUUGUUUUUCUGUUGCAAGGCCAAUUUAUCCAUUAUUGGAAAUGCUAAGCAAGUGGAAUUUACUGUUUUGUUAAUAAAAUAUUUCUUAAUACAA
Molecule: messenger RNA, 6883 nt
Organism: Chinchilla lanigera (long-tailed chinchilla)
Lineage: Eukaryota; Metazoa; Chordata; Mammalia; Rodentia; Chinchillidae
Gene: Nrxn1
Product: neurexin 1
Exons: 22
Coding region: 23-3790 (1255 amino acids)
Source: RefSeq, a predicted model, not a curated record